Molecule: messenger RNA, 4298 nt
Organism: Camellia sinensis
Lineage: Eukaryota; Viridiplantae; Streptophyta; Magnoliopsida; Ericales; Theaceae
Source: RefSeq, a predicted model, not a curated record
UUCAGACAUUUCAACAAAAUUGUAAUAGUUGUAGGCUAAACGUUUGAUAGGUUUGUGGCACCACGUGGUGGGAGUGACGUGGUCCCUUUGGGGCCACGAAUGAAUAAUCUCUCCUUCCCAAUUCCUUCCUCAUAAUUAUUGUUCUCACUACAAAACUCAUCACAAAAGUCUUCCCAGUUCUUUCUCCAUUUAAUAUUUCCAAACCACUCAGAAGAAGUUACGGACUUGAUCUGCUUUUUGAUUUUUUGCAACAAGAUUCUUCUAGCAAAGCAUCUUGGUUUCUUUCUUGCUUGAAAGGAGUAGACUGGGCCAUGGAAGAGAUUGGUUUAACAUUUGGAUAUUACUAUUACCUUCAUACUAACAUGAAAAAACUCAAAAGAAAUACAGAGCAAUUGAACGGCCGAGAGAAGGACAUAAAUGAAGACAUGAAUUAUGAAGUGCAGCGGUCAAGGAAAAGACGAAGGGUAGAGGUUGAACUUUGGCAAGAAGAUGUGCGAAGGAUAGCAAAUGAUGUCCAAACUUUGGAAAGACAAGUGCAAGAAGUAAGUUGGAUGAAUGUCUUCAAACGCGCAAAGUUGGGAAAGCGUGUGGUGGAGACUAUUCAAGAGGUGGAAAAACUGCAUGAAAAUGGUGGAUUUUCUAAUGGUUUGCUGAUUGAUGAUCCAACUUGUGGACAUGCCAUACCCAAUGCAGAAUCUUUGGCUGAACCCACAAGUGCAAGGAACAAGGAGAAAGUUUGGAAUUUCUUGAUGGAUGAUGCGGUUAGAAAAAUCGGUGUUCACGGAAUGGGGGGAAUCGGCAAAACAACCAUCAUGAAAUACAUCCAUAAUCAACUUUUGGAUGAAAUUCAUUACUUUGAUGAUGUUAUUUGGGUCACAGUAUCUAAAGCAUUCGAGAUCAAAAAUCUACAAAGGCAGAUAGCUAAGAAACUGAAUCUUGAUCUUUCCGAUUAUGAGGAUGAAUUAGGUACAGCGUCAGAAAUACAUAACAUGCUUUUCCAAAAGAAGAGGUAUUUGCUCAUCUUAGACGAUCUUUGGAAAGCAUUUCCUCUGGCGGAGGUGGGUAUUCCGCAACCAACCAAAGAUAACGGAUGUAAGCUAGUGGUGACUACACGAUUGUUAGAAGUCUGUACAAAGAUGAAUUGCAAAACUGUUGAAAUGGAGCUUCUCACAGAAGGGGAAGCAUUGAAUCUAUUUAUGAGUAAUGUUAAAGAACAUCAGACAGUGCUUACACACGAGGUGGAAGAAAUUGCAAAAGAAGUUGCCAAAAAAUGUGCCUGUCUGCCCCUUGCAAUUGUUAUUAUGGCUGGAUGUAUGAGAGGAGUGAAUGACAUUCGCGAGUGGAGAAAUGCGAGAAAUGCACAACAGCUCAUGGACAAAGAAGAACGGUUAUUUGAGCAACUAAAAUUUAGUUAUAGUCGGCUAAAAGAUGAACAGGAACGACAUUGUUUCUUGUAUUGUGCAUUGUAUCCAGAAGACGAUGACAUCCAUAGGGAAGAACUGAUAGAGCAUUGGAUUGCUGAGGGCCUAAUAUGUAAGAUGGACAAUAGAGAAGCAAUGUUCGACGAAGGUCACACUAUAUUGAAUAAACUCAUUAAAACUUGCUUGUUGGUAAAAGCUGAUAACAUAAAUGGAGAAUUCGUGAAGAUGCAUGAUUUGAUAAGAGACAUGUCUCUCAAAAUUACAUCAACUAGUCCUCGAUUCAUGGUCCGAGCUGGUGAGGGAUUAAAAAGAGUUCCACAUAAAGAUUGGUCUAAGGAUCUUCAGAGGGUUUCCUUAAUGCAGAACGAUAUUGAAGAACUUCCUUCUGAACUACCCAUUUGCCCUCGUCUCACCACCUUCCUAUUGCAAGGUAAUUGGCCAAAAGUACUUCAGAUUCCAGAUUCUUUCUUUUUGCAUAUGCCUUGUCUCAAGGUGUUGGAUUUGUCCUACACUACCAUAGAGUCUCUGCCAAAUUCCAUCUCCAUGUUGGAGAAUUUGCAUCAACUGUUACUACGUCAUUGUUAUAAACUAAAAUAUGUGCCGUCACUGGAGAAACUAAAGGCAUUGGAACAUUUCGAACUGACUCAUAGUCAGAUUAAAGAAGUACCGCAAGGUAUAGGAGAGUUGGUUAAUCUCAGAAAGCUUGUUCUCUGGUUUGAUCGCAACAUAAAAUAUGUGCCGUCAUUGGAGAAACUGAAGGCGUUGGAACAUUUUAAACUGACUAAUAGUCACAUUGAAGAAGUACCCCAAGGUAUAGAAGAAUUGGUUAAUCUCAGAGAGCUUAAACUCUGGGGGAAUUACAACCUAGGUAUGUCUCCUUGCCGGAAUUUUUGCAGACUCACACAACUCCAUCACCUUGAAAUUAAUGAAACAAAAGUAAAUGUGUUGGCAGAAGAGCUGUUGUGCUUGAAGCAAUUAAAAGUUGUCGAAGCUCAGUUUCACAAUGCGCAAGAGCUUACCAAGUAUGUGAAAUCUGUGCAAUGCAAAAGUUUGGAAAGGUACAGCCUUGAGGUAGGAAUUGUUGAUAAAGAGAAACUCACUUGUGUUUACAACUCUAAAUAUUUGUUUAGUAAUGGAGUAGAUGCCGUAGUGCUUCGCAGCGACAUAGAGGAAUUGAGAAUUAGAAGAUGGGACAAUCACAUUAGCUUAUCAGAUAUUCAGUCAUUAAGGGAUGCAAGAGGUUUAAAAAAAAUUUCAAUCGAAGAGUGUGAUGGGCUUGAAUCCAUCUUUUCAUCAUCAUCAUUAUCAUGCUUUUCGGAAGACUACCAUAUCCCGCUAACAAUGAUUGAGAAAUUAAAGUUUUCUAAUUUACCCAAUUUUAGGAUACUCUUUGACAGAGUUGUUCCACCACACAACAUUUCAUUUAACCUUAAGAGAUUGGAGUUCUGUGAAUGUCCGAAAAUGGAGAAUAUUUUCUCUGCCCUGUUGUUGCACAACUUCCCAAAUCUUGAGGAACUUGAAGUGAUGAGAUGCGAGAAUGUGGAGGAGAUAACAGUAGAAGUAGAGAUGAGUGAUCGAUGGGGGCAUCGUGAAGAUGAUGGCAACACAAUCACACUCCCAAAUUUAAAGAUAUUACAUUUAGAAAGUCUACCAAGACUGAAGAGCAUAUACAAGGGCGUAAUGGCCUGUGAAUCUCUGCAACAAAUUCAUAUAUGGGACUGUCCCAUGUUAAGGAGAUUGCCUAUUUCUUUGCACAUGAAUGAGGAUGGUAAGCAAGCUUCUGCACCACCUGUUCUUCAAAGCAUUUUUGGAGAAGAAGAAUGGUGGGAAUCUCUAGAAUGGGAUAAUCCCCUCACGAAAACCACUCUUCAACCUUUCUUUCCCAGUCGAUUUUAGGGACUUUUCUGAAGAAGAAGAAGAAGAAGAAGAAGAAGAAGACUAAACCUCUUGAAGAAGAAGAAGAGACUAAAUCUCUUGAAGGAAAUGAAAUUGAAUAAUAUUGAAAUCAUCAUUAAGGUAAUUCAAAUCCCUUCUUAUUUUACAUUUCCACUCCAUUUGGAUUGGGUGAUUUAGUGAGAAAAGAUAAAAAAUGAUGAGAAAGAGAACUCAUGAUUUCACAGAAUUAUUUGAGAGUCUGUUGGGAUUAGUGUGGUUGUUUGGUAUUAGACCAAUUUGGUUAGGGUUAUAGAUGACACUCACUUAUUAGGCUUUUGAUUAAUUGAUUUUAUACAAAAAAAAAAAAAGAGCAAAAUACCCCAAGAACAACAUGAUCUAUACUUUAUUUUGACAAUCAUAUGAAGGUUGAAACAAUGUUCUUCCCUCGUUAUACUUAUUUUCCCCAAAACUAGUCAGUUUUGAAUAAGGUAUGGGAGUACUUAACUUUAUUAUAACAAAUUUAGGUACACAGAUACCAACCACAUAAAAUACACAAAACAUUCACAUUAGUGUAGAUUCAAUAAUUUAUGGGCCCUGCACAUGUAAUUAUUUUGUGUAAUUUAUUUAUGAUGAUUUUUACAUACAUAGAACCACUAUUAUUUUUAUAAUGUCAUUGAAUUCCUUGUUUAUAGCUUUCGAUUCCUGAACUCGAGUGUGGAUUCGUUUCACUAGAGAUUCAGAAGAAUAGUGUGGUGAAAGCGGUGAAAGUUAUUAUUGGGAUAGAGUGCUAAAAGUAGAAGUUAUUUUGAAUUGUUUUAUUGCGACAUUAAUUAAAUUAUAGAACUCUUAUUUGCUUUGAUAGAGGCAAUUAAUCUUUGAAAUAUUCAGAUUAUGGAACUCUAGAUUUGGCAUGCUCUAAACAUUAAACUAGCUAAACUGAAUUUGUGGAUUGCUGUGGAAACUUUUGGUAUUGGGAAUUAAAGAUUACUGAUUGUGAUUUCA